CCCCCCCACACCCGGCGCAGCGGUGCCAGUGAGUGCCAGGUGCUGGGAGCACUGGGAGGCGAUGCCGGACGCCGACCCCCGCCUGGACCCGGGCCGCUGGGCGGCCGCCAGUUUCCGGGCCCGGGGGGCCCCGUCGCCGUCCCCCCCCCGGCCCCGGCGGGGCUUCUGGAGGCGCCUGGGCGGGUGCUGCGGGGGCUGCGGGUGCUGCCGCCGGGGCGCCGAGGACUGGGAGCCCCCCCCGGGCGAGGUCCCGGGGCGCCGCCCCCCCCAGCCCCUGCGGCCCGGCCUGCUGGCCCCCCGGGGCCUGGUGCUGGGCUCGCCGGGCGACCGGGCCGCCCACCGCACCGCCGACUUCGCCGGCCCCCGCCUCGUGGCCCGCCGGGGCCAGGCCUUCGGCCUCCGCGUCCUGCUGCCGCGGCCCUGGGACCCGGCCGGCGACCGCCUCUGCGUGGAGCUCACCCUCGGCCCCACCCCCCAGGUGGCCAAGGGCACCCACGUCCUCAUCCCCCUGGGCGAGACCUCGCCCACCGGCUGGACCGCCGAGGAGGAGGAGGGGGGGGAGGAAGAGGAGGGGGCGGGGCCCGCCGACGGCCCCGCCCUGCGGCUCCGCCUCGCCGCCCCGCCCGACGCCCCCAUUGGCCGCUACCGCCUCAGCGUCAAGACCCGCACGGCGGCCGGCGAGUACGCGGCGCCCUUCGACGACGCCAACGACCUCUUCCUCCUCUUCAACCCCUGGUGCCCCGAUGACCUCGUCUACAUGGAGAACACAAGCGACCUUGACGAGUACGUCCUUAACGAGACCGGCCGCAUCUUCUACGGCACCGAGGCGCAGAUCGCCGAGCGCUCCUGGAACUACGGGCAGUUUGACCCCGGCGUGCUCGAGGCCUGUCUCUACAUGCUGGACCGCCGGGGGAUGCCCCACGGCGCCCGGGGCGACCCCAUCAUGGUGUCCCGCGUCGUCUCCGCCAUGGUGAACUCCCUGGACGACAACGGGGUGCUGGUGGGCAACUGGACGGGCGACUACAGCCAGGGCACCAACCCGUCGGCGUGGGCCGGCUCCGUGGACAUCCUGCGCGCCUACCACGGCUCCGGCGCCCCCGUGCGCUACGGCCAGUGCUGGGUCUUCGCCGGCGUCAUGACCACCGUGCUGCGCUGCCUGGGGCUGCCCACCCGCACCGUCACCAACUACAACUCGGCCCACGACACCGACGUCUCGCUCACCACCGACAUCUACUUCGACGAGAACAUGCGGCCCCUGGAGCGCCUCAACACCGACUCCGUCUGGAACUUCCACGUGUGGAAUGACUGCUGGAUGAAGCGGCCCGACCUCCCCAGCGGCUACGACGGGUGGCAGGUCCUCGACGCCACCCCCCAGGAGACCAGCAGCGGGCUCUUCUGCUGCGGGCCCUGCUCGGUGACGGCGGUGAAGAACGGCGAGGUCUUCCUCAAGUACGACACGCCCUUCGUCUUCGCCGAGGUGAACAGCGACAAGGUGUACUGGCAGCGGCAGCCCGGGGGGGGCUUCGCCGUGGUGCACGUGGAGGAGGGGGCCAUCGGGCGCCGCAUCAGCACCCUGGGCGCCGGCUCCGCCGCCCGAUUGGACGUCACCAGCCAGUACAAGCACCCCGAGGGCUCGGAGGAGGAGCGCCAGGCCGUGGCCACGGCGACGUCGCACGGCUCACGGGCCCGGGCGGGCCGGGCCGAGGGGGCCCCGGCGGCCGGGGAGGUGACGGUGACGGUGGAGGCGGGGCCGGCGGUGGCGGGGGCGGAGCUGCAGCUGCGGGUGGCGGCCCGCAACGCGGGGGCGGAGCCCCGGACGCUCCGCCUCCACCUGGCCCUGGCGCCCGUCCGCUACACGGGGGUGGCCGGAGCCCCCAUCCGCCAGGAGCAGCACCGCCGGGUCCUGCCCCCCGGCCAGGGGGACACGGUGACGAUGGCGGUGGCCUACUCGGAGUACGGCCCCCACGUGGGCGACCAGGACGCCCUGAAGCUGACGGUGGCCGGGACGGUGCAGGAGACGGGGCAGGUGGUGGCCAAGGAGCUGCGGGUGCGGCUGACCGCGCCCGACCUCACCCUGACGCUGCUGGGCCCGGCGGUGGUGGGGCAGGAGACGCAGGUGCAGGCCGUGUUCCAGAACCCGCUGCCGGAGCCGCUGAAGGGAGCCGUGUUCCGCAUGGAGGGAGCCGGGCUCUCCUGCCCCAAACCCCUCGCCGUGGGGCCGGUGGCGGCGGGGGGGGCGCUGCGGUUGCGGCAGCCCCUGGUGCCGCUGCGGCCGGGACGGCGCCGCCUGGUGGCCGCCCUGGAGAGCCCCCGCCUGGGCCCCCUGCACGGCGCCCUCCUCCUCGACGUCGCCCCCGCUACUGGGAGCACUGGGAGCACUGGGAGCGCCGGGAGCGCCGCCCCCGACGCCCGACGCCGACGCCGACGCCGCCCCGCGCGAGCCGGCAGCACCGGCGGCUGAACUGGGAGCGCUGGGAGCAGACUGGGGGGCCACUGGGAGCGCUGGGAGGGGACUGGGAGCACUGGGAGCGGACUGGGGGAGCACUGGGAGGGGACUCGGAGGUCACUGGAAGCACUGGGAGGGGACUGGGAGCACUGGGAGUGCUGGAAGGGAGCUUGGAGGUCACUGGGAGCACUGGGGGGUUACUGGGAGCACUGGAAACCACCCCGGGGGGGUCACUGGGAGCACUGGGAGCAGACUGGCGGGAGACU
Dromaius novaehollandiae (emu) is the source of this 2712-nucleotide messenger RNA. RefSeq names its product transglutaminase 1 (gene TGM1). The transcript has 15 exons. The record is from RefSeq and is a predicted model, not a curated record. Gene Ontology annotation, molecular function: protein-glutamine gamma-glutamyltransferase activity. The coding region runs from base 62 to 2461 and encodes 799 amino acids. Gene Ontology annotation, biological process: peptide cross-linking. NCBI's taxonomy places the organism in Eukaryota, Metazoa, Chordata, Aves, Casuariiformes, Dromaiidae.